CCAAUCAGUGUUUCAACGAUAUAAUCGAUUAAUUGAGUCGAUUCGUCAAUCUUUUUAAAAAAUGCAUUAUCCUCAUAUAUUUAAUAAAAAUAUAUAUUUAUAUUAUAGAAGUCGAUCGAUAAAGAUUACCAUAACGAGCUUUAAGCAUGAAAUUAAAAUGACCAACACAGUGUACUAGUUGUGUAUAAUACAUACAUCAUCUGCCUGCGUGAUAAAAAGACAGAAUUUCAUAUUUACGCGCGCAAUUUGUUUCGGCAUAUGCGCGCUAUUUUUCUUCUAUCUUAUCAUCGAUCUCAUAAUAGAAUUCACAAAAUAGAAACGAGUAAUAGAUGAUGACGGAGAUACAACAGAGGUCGAAUUAAUUAUACUAAUCUAAAGAAGUAAUACAACGCGUUUGAACAUUGGGGAAAAAUAAAAAAAAAGGGGAAAGGAAAACAAAUAUAACAGAGUAAGCAAUGGUGUACUAAGACAUCGAUCAACAUAAUAUUUGCAAAGUAAGAAUAUUAAGCCGGUCUGAAAAAUGAAUAAUCAAGCAUUCAGUUUGGCAGAAAAGCUUAUACCUUCUACAUAUGUGCAACAAGGUUUAAAUGCAAAGAAAAUUCGCGAAAACCAUAUAAGACAUUUUAUUGAACAUAGACAAUGGCCAGAAGAGGGAUGGGACGACGCAACAAUAGAAGCUUUUCUUUUCGAUCUAUCCCAAAUGGAUAGCAACAAUUUUCCAUCUAACUGUAGCGUUGGAGAACGUGAAGCAAGAAUUGUAUCGAAUAUUGUAGCAAGGAGACAUUUUCGCAUGGGACACGGUAUUGGUAGAUCAGGUGAUUUAGAAGAAGUACAACCGAAAGCUGCUGGUAGUAGUCUCAUGUAUAAAUUAACAAAUGCUCUGGUAUUAGAAGUAUUGCGCUAUAUGGGUGUAAAAAGUAUAGCUGGUUGUUUCUUAUCUCCUAUGGCUACAGGCAUGAGCUUAGUAUUAUGUAUGCUGACUCUCAAACAAGAUAGACCACGAGCAAAAUAUGUUUUAUGGCCUCGAAUUGAUCAAAAAUCAAGUUUCAAAUCUAUAAUUACAGCAGGUUUAGAACCUAUAGUCAUUGAAAUGCAAAUAGUUGGUGAUGAAUUAAGAACAGAUAUGCAAAUGCUCGAAUCUCAAAUGGUAGCUCUUGGAGAAAGUGUACUUUGUGUAUUAACAACGACAAGUUGCUUUGCACCUAGAGCGUGCGACUCGGUUGAUUCAAUUGCAAUUUUGUGUACGCAAUAUAAUAUACCUCAUUUAGUGAAUAAUGCUUAUGGGUUGCAGAGUUCAAGAUGUAUGCGUCUCAUACAAGAGGCAUCACGUAAGGGCCGCGUUGAUGCAUUUGUUCAAAGCACCGAUAAAAAUUUUCUUGUACCCGUGGGUGGUGCAAUAAUUGGAUCAUUUGAUAAAAAUAUUUUGAGUCGUAUAUCAAAAAUGUAUCCAGGUCGUGCAAGUGCAAGUUCUACUAUGGAUGUCAUGAUAACAUUAUUAAGCCUUGGCAUAGCAGGUUACAAGCAACUUAUUACUGAACGUAAAGAAAUGUAUGCCUAUCUUAAAGAGGAACUUGGAAAAAUAGCAACGAAGCAUGGAGAACGUCUAUUAGAUACGAAAGGAAAUCCUAUAUCAAUGGGAAUGACAUUACAGUGUUUAAGUCAUCAACAUGAUAAUAAGCAAGUUACAACCCUAGGCUCGAUGUUAUUCCUUCGUAAUGUUAGUGGUACUAGAGUAAUCACUACGACGGACUCUAAGCACAUAAUUUCGCACAAGUUUGAAGGAUGGGGGGCUCAUAACAGUAAUUACCCAGUACCAUACCUAACUGUUGCUGCCGCUUUAGGUAUGAAAAAAUCAGACGUUGAAGCAUUUAUACAGAGACUAGAUAAAGCAUUAACAAAAGUACGAAGACGUUCUGCUUCUGUAACUCCAACAGCAUCACUUGCCGGAUCUAGUAUUAAUGGAGAUGCUGGUGGUGCUGGUGGACCAGGUGAAUCUAGCACAGCUUCAACUAGCCGUGCAAGUAGUAAAGAUAGUUUGCGAAAAUGAACCGUAAUCAACGCAACUGGCCAGUCAAAUCAGCACAUUAAUAUUAACUUGUAAGUAAGUUAUUACUUGCGAUUAAUAUAUUUUUCAUAUCUCUGCAUAAUUACUUGUAUCUAAACAAGAAUCUUAAAUUUGAUUGUAAAGGUGAAAUAUUUUUUUACAUAAUAUUAUUUAAAAUAUACACAUAUAAACAGAGAUUAUUUUUUUC
Polistes dominula (European paper wasp) is the source of this 2252-nucleotide messenger RNA. It is a transcript of the gene SecS, whose product is annotated as Sec synthetase. Gene Ontology annotation, biological process: conversion of seryl-tRNAsec to selenocys-tRNAsec; selenocysteine incorporation. The record is from RefSeq and is a predicted model, not a curated record. Lineage: Eukaryota; Metazoa; Arthropoda; Insecta; Hymenoptera; Vespidae. Gene Ontology annotation, molecular function: O-phosphoseryl-tRNA(Sec) selenium transferase activity; tRNA binding.